This is a messenger RNA of Bactrocera oleae (olive fruit fly), 1911 nucleotides long. RefSeq names its product peptidyl-prolyl cis-trans isomerase Fkb14 (gene Fkbp14). The record is from RefSeq and is a predicted model, not a curated record. Gene Ontology annotation, molecular function: calcium ion binding; peptidyl-prolyl cis-trans isomerase activity. NCBI's taxonomy places the organism in Eukaryota, Metazoa, Arthropoda, Insecta, Diptera, Tephritidae.
CCCCGACUAACUUCAAAAACAAAUAUUGUUUAUAAUUAAAUUUAUUAUAAACACCUUUUAAGUCAUUAGUACAAAAACAUCAAUUGAAUCAACCCUGAUUUUUAUGCUCUUUGGCCCUCUCUCGUACAAGCACAAAUGUUUAUGGAGAAAAGAGUCGCGCUCUUUAAAUUUAUAUUGAAUGGAGAAAAUAUCUUAACGUAGCAUACUAGUGAAAAUGUACAAAUAUACAUACGAUUCCUCAAUACGUGGUCAUUCCUCGAGUAAAACGAGUUUCUUCACAUUGUUGUUGACUAUAAUGUUUAUUCGUUGACUUUGUAGCUUUGCUCGUUAUGCCACAAAACGAUCGUCAUUCAGUUGAGGUCUGCUCGUCGUUCGAAUCGGUGAUAUUAUUUAUACAGUUCGCAUUUAGUACGCGUUUUGUGAAUUUUUACACUCGCUUUGGUAAAAUAACUAAGUACUUACUUCCUUUCUUUAUUGGGUCACUAACGCAUACUCCGCCGGUGUUCAAAUUGCAUACUCCGUAAUACUUGGCAGAUAAUAUAGUUGAAAAAUUUGGAAAUUAAAUAAAAUAAAAACAGCAAAAUGGCGAAAUUCGUACUUAUUGCAACGUGCCUUGUAUUGGCGUCGAGCGUGCGCGCACAAGAACUGAAAGUGGAUGUCAUCAGUACGCCAGAGGUGUGCGAACAAAAGUCGAAAAGUGGUGAUAUGCUGACGAUGCAUUACACUGGCACACUGACGGACGGCAAGAAAUUCGAUUCGAGCUUUGACCGCGAGCAACCCUUCACAUUCCAAAUUGGCGCUGGGCAAGUGAUAAAGGGCUGGGACCAGGGUUUACUGGAUAUGUGCGUCGGCGAGAAACGUAAAUUGGUCAUUCCACCCGAGUUGGGUUAUGGUGAUCGUGGUGCUGGAAACGUCAUCCCACCAAAGGCCACACUCUUCUUUGAAGUCGAAUUGAUCAAUAUCGGAAACACUCCACCACCAACCAAUGUCUUCAAGGAGAUCGACGAGAACGGCGACAAGCAGCUGAGCCGUGAUGAGGUAAACGUUUAUGUCAGCGAAUAUCUGAAAAAACAAAUGACCGCCGUUGAAGGUCAAGACUCGGAGGAACUGAAAAACAUGCUCAAGGAGAACGACAAACUUGUUGAGGAGAUCUUCCAACACGAAGACAAGGACAAGAACGGCUACAUCUCGCACGACGAGUUCUCCGGUCCCAAACACGACGAACUCUAAGUCAACUGCGACUCGGGUGUGGUGGCAAGCUUGCCAAAUAUACUUGUACAAUAGUAGUUAUAUUAAUGGGUGGCUAAAGCUAUCGCUACAUCCCACACUCAUACAUUCGCAAAGAACACAAACACACGCGCACAUACGUUCACAAAAAUAUACGUACAUAAAUUUACAAAUAAUUAUUAAACAACAACAAUAAAUAAAUUGCAUUGUAGGAAAAUGAGUUAAUACAUACAUACGUACAUACAUACAUCAAAUAUUUUUACAAGCAGGCGUAGAAAUGUAAUUAAAUAAAUUUGCAAACAAUUUUUUUUAUAUCUGCGUUGCAAGAAUCUACCACUUUCCACAAUUAAAAAGCAAAACCUAGAAUAAAAUCAAGGAACAGGUACUACUUAGCUAUAAAAAGUCUACAAACAAUUUGUGUUUUGUUAUUUUUUAUCAUUAUUCGCUUUUUAUAGUCAAUAAUGUGAUUCGCAUUUUAAAUUAAUGAUUUUAUUUUCUUUUGUACUUUUUCACAUGCUACAAUACACACUUAAGUAAAAUGUUAACAUUGUGGUUUAUGUUGUACAUAUGAACAAUGCUGAUUUUGAUGAAAAAUUUAUAGUUUGUACAAUAUGUGUAAGCAUUUUUUAUGGCAAAUAUUGUAUUGGAUGGAAGAAAAUGUGAAAUAAAGUUUAUUUAAAAAAU